AGGGCUUCCCCAUUUGGCUUGGAAACUUUGAGCAAAUGCCCGUAUUUCAACACAGACUGCCUCAUCUCCACCCAUACUGACACCCAUGGCCCAAGUCAGCACUUUCUGGGUUCAGUCUCUCUGGAAAGUAAAGUUCUCUCCAGGAUGCUGCUGGGGUAAAAGCAGGGACGGGCGUGGGGUGCAAUGGGGUGAGGGGUGAUCCGGGGUAUCACCCUGCUGUGCUGGGCCCUACCCCACACCCUACCUUCAGAUGCCACCAACUUCCGGGCCUUUCUGUGGAUCUGCGGCAGGAAUCUGCCCGUUUCUCACUGGCUCCCCUCUCCAUGGGGGGAGGGUGUCUAGGUUUUUCUUUCCUUAUCCAGCCAAGUCAGCGUCUCAGCUUCCCAAAUCGCACUGACAUCACGCAUUCUCCUUCACCCCGUGGGUUUGCUGCCCUUUUUGCUCCUUCACUCUGUCGCAGGGUGGCUGGGGGAGGUGGCCCAGAGCAACACGAUGUGCUUGGCCCGCCGUUUUAACCGGAAGUCCCCCCCCCUCGAUGUUUGGACAGUGGCAGACACGGAGUCCUCAGAUUUACCAUGAGGCGGGUUCUGCCAUCAUGGCCGACCCCAAUAUGACACGAACUCGUGCCUAUAAGGACAACCUGCAGGUGCCGGGGGCGGAGCAGGGAGCCCUCCCGGCGAGCUGGGUGCGGGAUGACUGCGCCUCGCUGGCCAUCCUCGCUACAUUCCUCAGUCACACUCUCCUGCGCUUUAUGGGGGAAAUUAUGUGGCAGUCUCUAAUCCGUGGAUCCGUGAGGGCUGUGAUGUAUCCCUGGAGAAUGUCGAGGGCCUACUGUACCUCGGUCACUAUGGAAACUAGUUCUCGGGUGGCAACCGGGCUUAGCAGUCCCCACGACGGUGCAGUGCCCAUGGAUUCUCGCUCUGGGAAUGGGCAGGGCGCAGGCCCUGGAGACAGGGCCACACCUACCCCGGGGACCUGCCAUACCCUUCAGGAUGUCUCCAGGGUCUCCUCCCAGCCUGGGCACCCUGCAGCAGCCUGGCCUGGAGUGCUUCAGCUCAGAGGAGGAGGAGAGGGGGAGCCUGUCCGGCCCGGGAAGAUCUGGAAUCACGCAAGUGCUCCUGGAACCGCUUCCAGACCCAGCCUCCCAGGGAGUCUGCCUCACGGUCAGAGCUCUCAAGGCGGUCACCAGCUCAUAAUCGACUUUCAGGGGAUGAUGAAACCAAGACUAAGAGAAGCUCACCAGCUUGCCCAAAGCCGCAGGCUCACGCACAGCUGGAGUCUGAACUCAGGUCCCUGUGACUCGGCCCUGAGAUCUCUCCGUGCUCCCUGCUGCCUCUCCCUCUCAGCCUCCAACAGAGCGGGGGCAUUCAGGAGUCUGCUCAAUGCUUUUUCACAUCAUCACACUUGGUUUUUGCAAACCUGCCGUGCGAGCAGGUAUAAGUCCUGCAGGUGGAAACUUGCUCUUGUCGCCAAAGCACGAAGGAAGCAUCCACUGAUGCUGGGAGGGCGGCAGUGGCCCUGGGAGCCUUGGUGGCUCCUCUGGCAAAGAGCAUCGGAGUGUCAGCAAGGGCACAGGGAGGGACGGGGCCGUGUCGGAGUGGAUCACGGCCCUGACGCUACCCAUAAGGAACUUCCCCAGGACUUCUGCCUGGUUCACCUGCCAGCAGGGAGUCAACUCACAACAUGUGAGGAUCACACUGGGCAGGAAGCUGUGCUCUGGGGUGACCUGGUGGCAUCGGGGCCCACUUAAUGUGCCGAGUCUUCAAACAAUGGCAGCCAGCUGGGCCCUCCCAUCUGCACGUGGGUACACAUGGGGACCAUGGGCUUGGUGGCUUUGACAUUUUGAGCCCAUCCUGGUUUCUCCCCGCCGCCGCCCACUCUCUUCUGGGGACUGUAACCUGCGCUCUCCAAGUCAGACCUAACUAGACCAGCAAAUCGGUGGCACUCGAGCCAUCGCGGCACACCGCAAGCGCGAGGGGGGAUGCCGUGUGGACUACCCUGGGAGCUGCUUGCUGCGUCUGCCUGUGUUUCCUGGGCUUACCCGUUCUCCGCUCCUGCCUUCCAUCACCUCUCUAAUGGAGAGGCGGGACACAGUCCCCACAGGCCGGCAUUCAUCUUCCCCGCCUGACCCUCCCGGAGGCUAUUAAGCUGCUGUUGCAAGAUUGAGGAGGGGAGAGAAAUGAAAAGAGCACACAGGGAGCAAUGCAGGGCAGAGGGGACUCUUUUGGAACCGGAUCCAUUGGUAAGUCAAGCCAGGGAGAGACGGCCUCGAGCUCGGGAGAGUGGAGAGCUCCCCCCCAGACAACAAGGCCUGGGGACAGGCUGCCACGCUAGGCUGUCCCCAGGAAAGGCCAGGCUUGGGGGACAGGGGGAGUGGUCUCUGCAAAAGGCUGGGCAGCCCAGGACCCAGGAAAUGAGGCAAAGGUUACUGAGGUCACUGCUGCCCCUGUCUCAAUUAAAAAGUUCGAAAUCCUCUCUGCCCAGCCCAUUACUCUCCUCCCAAAGCCCUGCAGAAGAAAAUGUGAACGCCGACAGCCUGGCCCAUUAUAUAUUCAUGAUUCCGGCUCCAUCCGAUUCUCUCUGCUGCAAUCCUUUUAGUCCUCUGGCCGAGGCCCCGGCACAGCCCUUUUUCUGGAUCUGCUCCUCACUGUGCUCCCUCUGCACACUGUGCUCCCUCUGCACCCUGUCCUCUGAGCGGUCACCUCACCGGACCUCCUGCGGCUGGUGGACAUGGGCGGAGUGAGCCCCUUGCCCUGCAAGGCGUCCCCACGCCCGGCCCGGCCUGCCCCUUCCCUCCAACUCAAGGGAACAGGUCUCUUCCUUUGAAAAGGCAACCUCCUCCCUUCCUAUCUCCAAAGGAAGCACAGGCCUGGACUGACCUCUCUCCACCUCUAAGAGCAACAAUAAAAAUGCCCCUUGGGUCUGUUACUCCUUCCAGGCACAAGACCCUUCUUGCUUGCGCCCCUGCGAGUUGAUUCUCAAUCUCACGGCUCUCCCCAAUGCAACAGCACUUUCUCAGCUCUCAGCCUCCGGGAGCUCUUGACGGGAUCACCCCACCCUGGAUCUCUCUCGUAUCUUCCUCCCGUGCCUGCCUUGUGCCCGCCCUGCCCCUGGGUCGGCCCUCCGCCCUCCGGCAGGCUCACCCUCCCCUGCCCUUCACCGCCUCUCUUUACCACCUCAUCUUCUCUCUUCUUGCCCUCUCAGCGCCAGCCCGGGGACCGUGUCCCGCUGCCAGUGAGAGCGCUCAGAACACGCGUCCCCAAUCAGACACGCCAGGCUCUCUGCCCCUACACCGGCCCACUUCCUCACAGGGCCACUCUGCCCCACCGUCCACUCUCGGGGGUCUCACUAUGUUGCCCAGGCUGGCCCCAAACUCCUGGGCUCCCGUGAUCCUCCCACCUCAGCUUCCCAGAGUGCUGGGAUUACAGGCAUGAGCCACCGCGCCCGACCAGUCUCUUUCCAUUGCAUUUGAGAACUUCACACUGGGUCCACAUCUGCUUUCCCACUGCAUGUCCUCCCUGAGUCCACGUGGUGUCACCGAGAAGCGUGUGCUAGGCCUGGUCUUCAACACCCGACAGCAGUACCCCCCCUCCAGUUACUGCAGUCAAUGUGGUCUCGCUCUUCCAGGAACUACUGCUGGCUUUGGGGCCUGUGCAAUUUAGUUUGGCAUUUAAUUAUGUUUAAUUGCUCUGACGCCAUUAACAGUUCCUUGAGGGCAGGGCCCAUGGUCUUACCCUUUUAUCUGUCCCUCCUACCUGUGGCCCUUGGUAAGGCCUUGACUGGCCAAAGCCAUGGGUUCCCUUAGAAGGCGCAAGACAGGUUUCCAAACACGCCCUGUGAACGUUCCACCCUGGAGACCCCACCUGUCUCCAGUGUGUCCCUGGAGCUGGGGCUGGCUCUCUCGACACCUCACCUCUCCAGAGAGGGACAGAGUGAGGCGCUCGAGCAGCGCCUCACUCGAGCGGCGCCGUGCCCAGGACCGACCUGCGGUUCCUUUCCAAUCACUUAAUCGCAGUUGGCUCCUCACACCUGAGGUUGAGGACUUCCAACAGCUCCACAAAUCCUCCUUAAUUAAACCCGAGGCCCCCCGCCGAGUGGAAGGGAAGAUCCCGCCUCUUCCAGGAGCAAAAGCACCUCGGCAGACUUUGCAGCUUAGGGUAGGGGCCGUCAGGACCAAACCCAAGGUUUCUGCAGCCUGCACCAGCGCAGCCGGGCGCCAGCCAGGAGGGCGGAGGUGCCAGGAGGAGCAGGGGUUGGAAGGGUUGCUUUGCCUUUUGAUGAAAUGAGCAACCUGCAAAUUAGAUGCAAAACACCAUGAAAAGAUGGCAUAUAUUAAUUUAGAACCAAAAGCUCUGGGCAUUUUAAGCAAUAAAAUGCCAGCCCCGUAUGCGAUCAUAUUUACUGCCCCAAUUUUCUUUUCCUGAUAUUCUAAGUAAAACAGAAAGUGUAAGCUAUUGAGAGGGACAUAUUCCUCUCCCGUGAACGUCUAGGCAUGGGAAUAAGUUGGUCGUGACUGCUGGCUGUGUAAAUAUAAAUGCCACGUCCUCAGUGGCAAACAUGCACCGUGUACCUACUGUGCGCAAAACGCCAUGCGGGGUGCCAAGAAAAAAGCAUCAGAUGCCCUCGUGCAGCUGAGUGCGGCACGACGAACACCCGCGAGGUGCUUACUACGCAGCGCCGGGUGACCCUGGGCGAGGUAGUUUCACGCUUGUACAACGAGGUGAAGCAGAAGUCCUGCAGGAGGUGAGCGGUGACACAAGCUGUGGCCCGCGCCCAUUGUGGACCACUGCACAGAGACUACGGGAACAAACUGUCGCUACAGGCAUCAACUUGGAUGAUCCUGGAGGAAAUGACGCUGAAUGGAAAAAAAACCAACUGCAGAAGAUCGCAAACUCUAUGAUCCCAUUUAUAUAACAUUUGUGAAAUGACAUAAUCACAGAGAUGAGGAACGGAUGAG
Molecule: messenger RNA, 4957 nt
Organism: Microcebus murinus (gray mouse lemur)
Lineage: Eukaryota; Metazoa; Chordata; Mammalia; Primates; Cheirogaleidae
Source: RefSeq, a predicted model, not a curated record